Molecule: messenger RNA, 1209 nt
Organism: Lodderomyces pseudojiufengensis
Lineage: Eukaryota; Fungi; Ascomycota; Pichiomycetes; Serinales; Debaryomycetaceae
Product: RNA-binding protein
Exons: 1
Coding region: 1-1209 (402 amino acids)
Molecular function (GO): nucleic acid binding
Source: RefSeq, a predicted model, not a curated record
AUGGCUUCAGUUGCACCAAAUAGAAACAAUUCAAUACCAACUACAUUAUCAAAUAAACCAAAUAAUAGAUCAUUAAGGAAAAAAGUAUCAAAUACCUCAUCAUUAUCAUCAUCAUCAUCAUCAUUAUCAAGUAGCUCAAAAUAUUCAAAAAAACAAUUUCAACAAGGACAACAAAAAACUAAACUUAUAAUACGAUUAUUACCACCAUCAUUAACUCAAGAUAAAUUUUUAAAUCAAUUAGCAAAUAUAUAUCCAUAUCAUGCAACUAAAAUUUUAAAAUUUUAUUAUAUAAAAGGUUCAUAUCCAAAAAAUUCUUUUGAAAUUCCUUAUUAUAGCAGAGCUUAUUUAGAAUUUAAUAAUUUAAAUGAUUUAGAAGAAUUUAUAAAAUUUUGUUUAAAUAAAUCAUUUGAAGAUGAAAAAGAUUGUUUAAUUCCAAUAAUUGAAAAAUGUAUAUAUAAUAAAAUGAUUGAUGAAAGGAAAAAUUAUGAACAACACAAUAGUAAUAAACAGAAUCAAACAAUUAACAAUAACAAUAACAACAAAGAAAAUAUGAGUUUGGAGAAUGAUGAAAUCUAUAAGAAAUUCUUAACAUUUUUAAAUAAUCAUAUUGGAGAAUUUGAUUUACUUAAAAUUUCUAAUUCAUUACCAAAAAAGCAAAAAACAGAAGUUAAUAAAAUAGAUUCAUUGACAAAUUCAAAUAAAAAGAAACAAAAACAAACCAAGAAGAAAAAUGUUAAAGGGGAAGAGAAAACAGAUAAAAGUAAUGAAUUGAAAAAGAAAGAUGUUAAAGAAAAUAUUAAACAAGAAGAUGAUGAAAUUAAUUCCAAUCAGAAAGAUAACAAGGAAAGCUCAAAGAAGAAAGAAGCUGCAAUAAAAAAGAAUAAACUGAAAAAUAAACAAAGUGAUAUUAAUACGAAACUAAAAUCAGAGACAAAUUCUAUGAAAGAACAAAGUCAAACCAACUCAAAAGACUCAAAUAAAGGAGAUAAUGAACAAGUUAAACCAAAAAGAAUAAGGAAUCGCAAAAAGAUAAAUGAUAACAAUAAUACUAAACAAGUAAAAGAAAAUAAUACUACGAAAGUAGAAAACAAUAAUUCUAAAAAUGAUCGAACAAAACAAGAACAAAUUAAAGACAAUAAAACCAGACCAACUAAAAUACUUAAUAAAAGUGUAAAUAAAGUUUAUAUACGAAAUGAAGUUGAAAAAUAA